Drosophila eugracilis is the source of this 1522-nucleotide messenger RNA. RefSeq names its product phosphotriesterase-related protein. The transcript has 5 exons. Gene Ontology annotation, molecular function: zinc ion binding; hydrolase activity, acting on ester bonds. Lineage: Eukaryota; Metazoa; Arthropoda; Insecta; Diptera; Drosophilidae. The record is from RefSeq and is a predicted model, not a curated record. Gene Ontology annotation, biological process: catabolic process. The coding region runs from base 366 to 1418 and encodes 350 amino acids.
UUCAUAAGGUUUUAAAUUCUGUUUAGAUUGCAUUUAAAAUCACCUGCUUUUAGUUAGCAUUUAGAAAUGAUUUUUAAUGUUUUUUUAAUGAGAGCUAAGUGAAUGAUCAACAACUCCUUCGCCUAUUGCAAUCUCUGUUUCUGCGCAAUAAAAUUAUUUGUAGAUAAGGCAAGGUCCGGGGAUCAAGCCAAGCAACGGUAAACAUAUAUCUCUGCCUAGGGAACUCCCUGGAGAAACGACUCUCAAGAUCAGUUCUCCACUGGCUUUCGGAGUGAUCAGACCUCAGCGAGUCUAAAAAUACUUUCAAAAUAAAAAUAAAAAGAGAAAAAAUAUUCAUAGAGUGACCUACAUUGAGAGCUGCGAACAUGUCAACCGUACAGACCGUUCUGGGUACUAUUACCCCCAACCUUUUGGGGCGAACUUUAACCCACGAGCAUGUGGCUUUAGAUUUUGAGCACUUCUACCGCCCGCCGCCUCCGGACUUUGAGAGUGAACUUAAGGCUAAGAUCAGCAUGUCCACCCUGGGUUAUGUCAGGCUUUAUCCAUAUUCCAGCAUGGAGAAUGUUAGAUUUUAUGAUGGCGAAGCCUUGGAGGCUGCCAAGAAAGAUGUUCUGCUGUACAAGAAACACGGUGGUGGUAGCAUUGUGGAGAAUAGUAGUUAUGGCCUGAAACGCAAUCUGGAGUUCAUUGUGGAACUGGCCAAGAGCACUGGUGUGCACUUUAUAGUUGGUACAGGUCACUAUAUCCACGCCAUGCAGGAUGCUAGUCAUGCCAGCUUGACUGUAGAGCAAAUGAGUGAUCUUUACUCGAAGGAUAUCAUCACUGGCCUGGAGGUCAAUGGGAAGAUGGUCAAAUGCGGAUUCAUUGGCGAGGUGGCCAGCGUGUUUCCUAUUCAUGAUUUUGAAAAGAAUUCUAUAAAGGCUGCUGGUGAGAUCCAGGAAGUCCUGGGUUGCGGUGUCUCCAUGCAUCCUCACCGUGUGACCAAAGCUCCCUUCGAGAUCAUGCGUCUUUACCUCGAGGCGGGAGGACGUGCCGACAAGUGUGUGAUGUCACAUUUAGAUCGCACACUUUUCGAUAUUGAUGACCUUGUUGAGUUCGCCAAGCUAGGCUGCUAUAUCCAGUACGAUCUCUUUGGCACUGAGUGCUCUUUCUACCAGCUAAAUACCAGCGUGGACAUGAUCUCCGAUGGUCAACGUAUUGACAACCUAAUAAAGCUCAUCAAAGAGGGUUUGGUGGACAAGCUGCUAAUGUCCCACGACAUCCACACUAAACAUAGAUUGACCUCCUAUGGCGGUCAUGGCUAUCAUCACAUCCACACCAAUAUCCUGCCGAGAAUGUUCGAUCGUGGUGUUACCUUAGAGCAAGUUGAGCAAAUGACGGUUACCAAUCCGGCCAACUGGUUAGCCUUUGACCCCUAAAGUCAUGUUGUUAUUUUGGUAGCUUCUCUUAUCGGUUUAGUGCAUGUUGAUAAGAUAAGCCUGGUUCUUGUGGCAAUAAUAAAUGGGUGUGUCUUUCAGUUUUA